UGAUCAGCAAGCAACAAUGGACAAUCCAGAACUGUACAGCGUUAAUAAUCAGCAUCAAAAAGUUCGAAUUGAGGAAUUUAUUAAAGUUAAUGAUGACAAAUUGAAAAACGCCUUCGAUGGAAAGGAAAUCGCUGUUCUUGACAUUGGCAGUGGCUGUGGAACGAUUUUGAGUGAAGUUAUUGUUGGCAAUAGUGGAUUGAAGUUCUCGAAAGUCGUUGGAGUUGACGUAAGCGAAGAAAUGGUGAAAUUUUCAAAUGAAAAGUACGGAAGUGACUUAAUUUCAUUUCACGUAAUGGAUGCUGCAAAAGAAAUUCCUGAAAUCUUUAAAAAUCUCAAAUUUGACUUAAUAACAUCAUUUUUCUGCAUGCAAUGGAUUAAUAACUUCGAUAUUGCAUUCCAAAAUGUUCAAAACUUUCUGAAUCCAAAUGGCAUUUUCUGUUGUGUUUUUAUGCAAUUUACAAAAGCAGUAAUUAAGGAAUUAAUGGAAUCAAAAGAUGAUUAUGUCAAGCAGUUAAUUGAUUAUGAUAAUCUUCAAAAUUUUCGACUUUUAGAUGAUCCAACUGAAGUUAUUAAGAAACUUUUGAAUGAUAAUGGAAUGGAAAUUGUUAAUAUUACUGAUCUUGAGGAAGAUGAAUUUGUUUUUGAUGAUUUAAAAGCUGUUCAAGCUUCGUUUGAAGUUUCGGCUCCAAAUCUUGGACUGUUACCAGAGAGCGAGAAGCCAAAAGUUUACGAAAAGAUGUUCAAAAUGUUUGGAUUGAAGCAAAAAAAUGACAAAUUUGCAUUAAAUGCUCGAACUGUUUCUUUUAUUGCUCGAAAGUCAGAGUAAAGAAUUCGCGAGGUUAAUUCAGUGCAGAUGACGAGUUCAUGCUGUUGAUGUGAUAUUAACAUUUUCAAGCUACAGCAGU
This is a messenger RNA of Chironomus riparius, 905 nucleotides long. NCBI's taxonomy places the organism in Eukaryota, Metazoa, Arthropoda, Insecta, Diptera, Chironomidae. The record is from the annotation of a GenBank genome assembly.